GUCAACACAUUGCACCACCAUGGUGUCCCACCUCAUGCCCUUCAUCUCAAGACAGGGGCAGUGUGUGCACUCAUGCGCAACCUGUCUAUGCAGAAAAAGCUAGUGAAGAAUGCCCAUGUGGUUGUGGAGGCUCUUAAUCAGUGUUUUGUGCAGGUGUGCAUCCUCAACAUGGACGGCCAACUGGGGAAUGAGCUACACUGUAUCCCCCACAUCCACUUCACCUUCAAGCCCCACUGUGCAAGCUGGACAGUCAUCCACAACCAGCUUCCACUCUGUCUGGCAUAUGCAACCACAUUCAACAGCUGCCAAGGGCUGACACUUGAUAGGUCAGUGUUGGAUUGUUGCACAGAUGUGUUUGCACAUGGCCAGCUAUACACAGCACUAACACAUGUA
This is a messenger RNA of Dacryopinax primogenitus, 393 nucleotides long. RefSeq lists its product as uncharacterized. The annotation marks the transcript as partial. The transcript has a single exon. The record is from RefSeq and is a predicted model, not a curated record. Lineage: Eukaryota; Fungi; Basidiomycota; Dacrymycetes; Dacrymycetales; Dacrymycetaceae.